Messenger RNA from Rhinolophus ferrumequinum (greater horseshoe bat), 6503 nucleotides. It is a transcript of the gene ZNF654, whose product is annotated as zinc finger protein 654. The transcript is spliced from 9 exons. The coding region runs from base 73 to 3462 and encodes 1129 amino acids. Gene Ontology annotation, biological process: regulation of transcription by RNA polymerase II. NCBI's taxonomy places the organism in Eukaryota, Metazoa, Chordata, Mammalia, Chiroptera, Rhinolophidae. Gene Ontology annotation, molecular function: DNA-binding transcription factor activity, RNA polymerase II-specific; DNA binding. Gene Ontology annotation, cellular component: nucleus. The record is from RefSeq and is a predicted model, not a curated record.
GGAGGAGGUUAGCCGAGGCAGCUACAGCGGCGGCGGCGCAGGGGCUGGUACGCGCUGGGCGGUGAGAGCCUCAUGGCGGAGGAAGAGAGCGACCAAGAGGCCGAACGCCUCGGAGAAGAGCUCGUGGCCAUUGUGGAGUCCCCGCCAGGCCCUGCGGGGUUUAGAGUUGCGGGCGACGUCCAAGGCGGCACUGGCGGCAGCAGCUGCAGUGGCGGCGUCGUCGGGAUCAGCAGUAGGGAUUACUGCCGACGCUUCUGUCAGGUGGUUGAAGAUUAUGCUGGAAGAUGGCAGGUCCCUUUGCCACAGCUUCAAGUUCUUCAGACUGCACUUUGCUGUUUUACAUCAGCCAGUGCAUCAUUCCCAGAUGAAUGUGAGCACGUACAAUACGUUUUGAGUAGCCUUGCUUUGAGUUUCUUUGAGUUGCUGCUGUUCUUUGGAAGAGAUGAAUUUUCUGAAGAGCCCUUAAAGGAUAUUCUUGGAUCAUUCCAGGAAUGCCAGAAUCACCUCCGCAGAUAUGGAAAUGUGAAUCUGGAACUGGUGACUCGAAUCAUUAGAGAUGGUGGCCCAUGGGAAGAUCCAGUGUUGCAAGCUGUUCUUAAAGCCCAGCCAGCAUCUCAGGAGAUAGUGAACAAAUACUUAAGUUCUGAAAAUCCACUAUUCUUUGAACUACGUGCCAGAUACCUAAUUGCUUGUGAACGCAUACCUGAAGCAAUGGCUCUUAUUAAAUCUUGUAUAAGUCACCCAGAAAUCAGUAAAGACUUAUACUUCCAUCAAGCACUCUUCACAUGUCUAUUUAUGUCACCUGUAGAAGAUCAGCUACUCCGGGAGCAUUUAUUGAAAACUGAUUGUAAGAGUGGAAUUGAUAUCAUCUGUAACACUGAAAAAGAAGGCAAGACUAUGUUAGCCUUACAACUCUGUGAAUCUUUUCUUAUUCCACAGCUCCAGAAUGGGGAUAUGUACUGUAUCUGGGAGUUGAUUUUCAUAUGGAGUAAACUUCAGCUUAAGUCUAAUCCUUCAAAACAAGUUUUUGUAGAUCAAUGCUACCAGCUUUUAAGAACAGCAACUAAUGUGAGAGUCAUAUUUCCUUUCAUGAAAAUCAUUAAAGAUGAGGUUGAAGAAGAAGGCUUACAAAUUUGUGUUGAAAUAUGUGGUUGUGCUCUACAACUGGACCUUCAUGAUGAUCCCCAAACUAAAUGUCUGAUUUAUAAAACAAUUGCACAUUUUUUGCCAAAUGAUUUGGAAAUCCUCAGGAUUUGUGCACUCUCAAUAUUUUUUCUUGAGCGUUCCUUGGAAGCUUACCAUAUUGUUGAAGAGCUUUACAAACGUCCAGAUGAAGAGUAUAAUGAAGGCACCAGUAGUGUUCAAAAUCGUGUUCGUUUUGAAUUACUUCCAAUUUUGAAAAAGGGAUUGUUUUUUGAUCCUGAAUUCUGGAACUUUGUAAUGAUAAAGAAAAACUGUGUAGCAUUACUGAGUGAUAAAUCAGCGGUUAGAUUUCUAAAUGAAAGUACACUGGAAAAUUCUACACGUAAUCUGAAAAGGGCUGUAGAACAGCAGGGUUUAGAUGAAGGGCUUGACUCUCUUACAGAUCAGAGUACUGGAGAGCUUGAUCCUGAUGACAUAUCUGGAAUGCAACCUAAAGGUCAUAGUCAUACAAAGAAAAACCUUUCCGCUCCGAAUGCUUCCAAAGUAGACCACAACGUCCCAAGGCAUCGGUGUGUGUUAUGUAACAAGGAAUUCCUAGGUGGUCACAUUGUAAGGCAUGCUCAGGCUCAUCAGAAAAAGGGCAGUUUUUCAUGUGUAAUAUGUGGUAGGAAAUUUAGAAACAGAGGACUUAUGCAGAAGCAUUUAAAGAAUCAUGUUAAGAAAAUACAGAGACAGCAGAUUGCUGCAGCUCAACAGGACGAUCAGGAAAUCCCUGCUUUGGAAGAAAUAAAUUGUUCGGAUUCUUUCAUUUCAUUUGAAAAUGGGAAUUCUGAUAAGGAUUUGGAAGUACAGGCUAUUGAUGUUUGCAGUGAUGGAAACAAAGAAGUCAUCCCUGCACAUGUGGCUGAAUUCACUGAAAUUCCCGUAAGUGUAUCGGGAGAUGUUACUGAAAACGUUAUUGAAAAUGGCAGUCCUGAUACUUCUUUAAAUAAUGUAUUGGAGCCUUUACCUCUAUGUGAGGAUGACUAUGAGGAGGAAGAGGAUGAAGAAGGUGAUUAUGAAGAAGAUGAUUAUGACCUGAAUCAGGAAACAUCAGUGCUUCAUAAAAUCAAUGGAACUGUGUGCCAUCCCAAAGACAUAUAUGCUACAGAUCAAGAAGGAAACUUUAAGUGCCCUGCUCUUGGCUGUGUCAGAAUAUUUAAAAGAAUUGGAUUUCUAAAUAAACAUGCAAGGACUGUUCAUCCAACUGACUUAAAUGUGCGGCAGACAGUAAUGAAGUGGAGCAAGGGAAAAUGCAAAUUCUGUCAAAGGCAGUUUGAAGAUUCUCAGCAUUUUAUAGAUCACCUUAAUAGACACAGCUAUCCAAAUGUGUACUUUUGUUUGCAUUUUAAUUGCAAUGAGUCAUUUAAGCUGCCAUUCCAGCUUGCUCAGCACACAAAAAGUCACAGGAUAUUUCAAGCUCAGUGUAGUUUUCCAGAAUGCCAUGAGCUUUUCGAAGAUCUUCCUCUGCUAUAUGAACAUGAAGCCCAGCACUAUUUAAGUAAAACACCAGAAUUAUCUGCACAACCAAGUGAAGCAAUUCUUUGGGAUGUUCUUACAGACUCAAAUCCUAAUCAUCAGGAAAAAGACUCAUCAAGUAAUGAGAAACAAGCUGUUAGUCUGCCAGUUUCUACUAGCAAAUCAAAAAAAGAUUCUACAGAACCAAAGACGUGUAUAGAAAGUAUGGAAAAGAAAACAGACAGUUUAGUUCAGAAUGGAAAUGAACAUUCUGAUGACACUGUUUCUGAUACAAGCUUGACAGACCAAAAGAUGCCUGACAUAGAGCCAAAUUCUGAAAAUACUUGUAGUAUUAGUGAUUUAGUCAAUGGACAUAGUGGAAUAGAGCAGUCACCUUUAGUUUCAUCUGAUCCUGCUUUGAAAAUUGAUACAAAUAGAAUCAGGACAGAAAACGGUUCCAUUUUACCCAGUGUUGUAUCACAAGAACACAGUACCCUGCCAGUAUCUCAGGCACCUUCCAAACCAAAUCCGACGAAUGAACAUACUUCAUAUGGCUUAAUUUUAUCAAAGCCAUAUGUCAGACCAUUGCCUCCCAGUUACCUUGAUGAACGGUACCUCAGUAUGCCAAAACGCAGAAAAUUUCUGACUGAUAGAAUAGAUCCCUGUUCUGAUCAAGAUAACGUUUGUAAAAAAUCAAUGAAAAGAUUAAGAUGUGGUAAAUGCCUGACAACCUACUGUAAUGCAGAAGCACUUGAGGCUCACCUUGCACAAAAGAAAUGUCAGACACUCUUUGGAUUUGAUUCAGAUGAUGAAAGUGCCUGAUAAAAACGUUUCAGAAAGAUCUGUCGAUCAAGCAGUAGUGUGAAAAAACACUACAAGAAACGCAUCUUCAGUUUGCUAUGUCCCUGAUGGCCUUAAUUUUAGAGCGGUCUCGGAUUACUAAAGAUGAAGACAAAGCACAUUGUCUAGAAUGAACUCACAGAGGGGAUGUGCUGGUUUAGAUUCAAAAAGGGUUAUUAGAAAACUCCCAAAGUACCAGUUAUCCAGAAAACCAGUUUUAAAUAAGUUCACGAUGAUUGAUAGCAGCAUGUUCAGUUUUGCUUAUGUGAGAAACAUGUUCAGGCAACUUAGAAAGAAACCAGCUAUGGCCUUACAGAAAGGGAAGUUAAUCCAUUAUUUAAAAAGGGAGAGGGAUUGGUGUAUCAAUAAACAAGUAUUUUAUGGGAUUUGUUUUCUUGUCAUGCAUAAUCAGAUUAUGUCCUCCCUUUUGGUUAAACAUCGUUUAAGGAAUAACUACUAUUUGGUUUAUUAUAAUUUGGAAACUGAUACAUGAAAAUAUAACUUGACUUAUCACCAAUAUUAUCCAUAAAAGAUUGUAACUUGUUUCCAGAUAGACAGGUCAAAGUUCAAUGAAUGGCAUGCCAGCAUUGAAAAUUAAACAAAACAAAACUGCUUAGAUGGAACCUUCCACUUGCCAUUUUUGUAAUACCAAUGAGUUAUAUUUAAAAGACAGCAAUGUCAAUUAAAUAGAAAAAGUACCAUCAGUAACUCUGGGAAGAGAUGGGAGGAAUCUAAGACCAUUAAAGGCUAUCUAGUUGAAGGAAAACACUGAAUUGCAAAUUCCUCAAUGUGAAUAAUGGUAUAAGCACACUGGGAUAUUUCUAUUUGUAUAUAGAGUAGUGUUAGGACAUUGCUUGAUGAUUCAUAGUAAGGUCCUUUAGACAUUAAUGUGAGUUAUCUAAGUAUCGUCCUAUGAAAAUAACUGGCUAUAAAAAAAUAUGUAAGCUAAGAAUCAGGUCAAGACUUCAUUGGUUUUAUUCAAUUAGAGUUAAUUAUAAAAAUAAGCCAUACUUCUCAUGCUUUCUUAUUUAUUAGUGAUGAAUUUGGUCUGAAUAGUAAUUUUUUUAUAUAUGAAAGGAAAUAUUUACCAAAAAUUUGCACAAGAACACAAUAAGAUAUAUUGAUGCAUUUAUUUUCCUUGAGGACCAGUAAUUUUCCUAAGAUUGUAACUUAAUACUCAAUAAAUUGUUAAAACAAAAAAUGUUUUUUAAAAUACCCUCUCAGAUGUGUUCCACUUGUACAUUCUUUAAAAGAGGAAGCUUAAAGAUCUCCUUUUACCUAAUAGCGUGUUAAUCUAUAGCAGGGAAAAAAAUGAACAAAAAUGCAAAAGCAAAUUCUUCAAAAACUGAGCUACCAAUGUACCAAUGUCAACCAAAUAUUCCAGUUAUUCCAACUAACACAUUUUUGUUCAAAGCAGAUAAUCUCAUCAGGCACUACUAUUAUAAAUUUUUGGAUAUUAAAGCUUCUUGAAUGAAGUUACCAAGAAAGUGGGACAUUUCUACUAGGGUAGCAUCCAGACUUUAUUAAAUUAGGACUUCUAGGUCAUGACAGAUCAGACAUCUGAAAAUAAUUUUCCCAGUCUUAUGAGUUUGUCAUUGGCAUUCACUACUAUGCAAUUGAUAGUCAUAAAUCCAUUCCAAUCAAAUUCAGUUUUGCUUUUUUUUUUUUUUUAUGUAGCCUACAUUAGGCUGUGGAAUUUACAUUUAAAUAACUUAAGUAAACACAAUUAGAUUUUUCAGUUCUUUGUCAGCUUAAAAAUAAAUGUCUCCAUACUUCCUUAUACUAAAAAUAUAAUACUUGAGUUCUGUUUCAGUUCAGUCUAAAAUAUGGAAUAAAAAGUCUGUUUGGAAACUAGUUCACUUGGACAAUGACUUGUUUUGAAAUAUAAUUUCUGCUUUGUACAUUUUCCAGAAGUUUAAAAUUAUAACUUAACAUUCUAUCACAUUUUUAACUUUAUUUUUUGUAAGAUAUAACUAUCAACAUAAAUCCAUGUCUGCAAAUUAUUUUUAUUCAUUUUGCAGUUCAUACCAAGAUGUUUUAAACAUACUCCACUUGUUAUUUUUUUGUUUUUAACUUGAGGUUUUAGUUCUACUUUUGUGUUGCUAAGAGAAAACUAUUUCUGAAAGACUGAGAUCAAAUCAGUUUAUACAUAAUAAGUAAAGGAAUGUUUUAUAAAAUUCUAUUUGACCACACUGUUCUAACCUAUUUGUAUACUUUUCAAAUAAUUGCUAUUGAAAGAGUGUACAUUUUAUGUAUGUUUUAUAGAACAUAAACUUACAUCAGUUUGCUUUUAGAGGGUGCAUAAAGUUCCAACCGUUCUAAUUUGGGAUUCAGAGGAAAAGAAAGCUUUCUUAUUCUUCAGAUUCUUCUCUUUUUCUUUCUACUCCUAUUUUGAGGAUGUGUGUAUUUUACAUGGACCAAGUUUCAAUCCUUUGUUUUUAAAUAAUUUCCUUCAAAACAGUAAAUAUUAACUUUCUGCUGUUUCAAUAAGGUCAAGAAAAUAAAUCUAAAUUUUUGCUGCUCAGAUAUUAUGGGGGAGGUAGAAAAGGAAUCUCCGUGGACGAGGACACUGGUACUUUGGGCUUUAGCCAUAUUCCUUUUUUAAAAACCAUCAAUUAUAUAAUGAGUAGAUAAUUUAUAACAUUGAACUUGUGAUUCUUCUCAAAUCACUUGAAGGUUCGGCCCUACUCCUUUCAUGUUUGGUUUAAACAGUUGUAUGGAUGAAAAACCUAAAAGGGAUGAUAGUGUUUAUUUUUUAAUUUAUUUGGUACUGUAAAACACCUUUUCAGAAUGACUAAAUGCUGCAUAUGCAUUUUGGAAUUGUUAAUAUGUGAAAGAUUAGAUUCAGCAAGAAAGGAAAUUUGUGCUUCCUUGUUGAACAUUAAAUUAUUUUACUUUGCAUUUUAUAAGAGUACAAAUUAAAACUGAGCCAUUGAACUGCAAUAAAUCAACAAUAGUGUCUCAUUUCAAGAAAUUUUUUGUACUGUACAUAGAUUUGUUCAAUAAAAUGUCCUUGUUGGUAA